ACUGAGCCUCUUUUCCUUUGCCCUUUUUCUACAGCAUUUCCCUUGAAUUUUCUCCAUUUCAAGCUUCAUAGCCAUAUAGAACCGCCACAAUGGCCUCCUUCAUCCAAAAAGGCGCAAAGAACAUCCUCCAAAAGAGCCCCCACGACGUCGUCUUCCUCUCCGCCCUCCGAACACCCGUAACGCGAGCAAAGAAAGGCGGACUCCGAGAUGCUUACGACCACGAGCUCCUCGCCGCCGUCCUCAAAGCAACCCUAACCGCCAACCCCACCCUCGAUCCCUCCAAAAUCAACGACAUCUGCAUCGGCACCGUCCUCUCCGAGCUCGGCGGCUCCAAAGCCGGCCGCAUGGCCGCCGCCCACAUCGGCAUCCCCACGACCACGUCCUUCCACACGCUCAACCGCGCGUGCGCCUCGGGCCUCAGCGCCGUCACGACCGUCGCGCACGCCAUCGCCGUCGGCAGCAUCACCGUCGGCAUCGGCGGCGGCAUGGAGAGCAUGACACGCAACUACGGCUCGCGCGCGAUCCCCACGCAACUCUGGAGCGAUCUGAAAGACAGCCCGGUGAGAGAUGCAAGGGACUGCAUCAUGAACAUGGGCCUCACGGCCGAGAACGUGGCGGAGCGGUACGGCGUGAACCGCGCGGACCAGGAUGCGUUUGCGGCGCGCAGCCAGCAGAAGGCCGCGCGCGCACAACAAGAGGGGUUCUUCGACAAGGAGAUCGUGCCGGUGACGACGCGGUGGGUGCCGGACCCCGCCGUGCCGGAGGCGCAGGAGAGCAUUACGGUCUCGAAGGACGACGGGAUCAGGCCGACGACGACGGCGGAGAAGCUGGGGGCCAUGAAGCCCGCGUUUAAGGAGGACGGGACCAGCACGGCGGGGAAUAGCUCGCAGGUAUCUGAUGGCGCGGCGGCGGCGCUGAUGAUGCGGCGGAGUACGGCGCAGGAGCUGGGCUUGUCGGGGUCGAUUAUUGGGAAGUGGGCGGGCUCGCAGGUGGCCGGGUGCAGGCCGGAUGAGAUGGGGGUGGGGCCUGCGGUGGCGAUUCCGAAGCUGCUGGAGUACACGGGCGUGGCGAAGGAGGAGAUUGGGAUUUGGGAGAUCAAUGAGGCGUUUGCGAGUCAGGCACUAUAUUGCAUCCGGGAAUUGGGGUUGGAUGAGGAGAAGAUUAAUCCGAAGGGGGGAGCGAUUGCGUUGGGGCAUCCGCUGGGUGCGACGGGUGGGAGGAUGCUGGCGACGCUGUUGCAUGAGAUGGAGAGCUUGAUUGUGAGGGAGUAGAUUGGAGCAUAUUCAUUGAUAGCAUAUUUGCCAUAGAUCUGAUUUCUACAGUCAAUUCUGUAGUAAGAAGUGACUACCACACGUGCCCCACUGCGCCGACGCUGCGUCUAUGAAAACCUAUUUCACACGGUUAGAUCUGUAACUCUUUGUAACAUAUCCGAGCAAUACGUGUCUUGGGUGUUUUGACCCGUUCUCAUAGGCCUCCGCGGUCAGAAGUGUUGCAAAGAGUCACAGAUCUAACCGUGUAGAAAGAUUUUUGUUAGACGCGACGUCUACGCGGUGCGGUACAACUAGUGUAUGAGGUA
Mytilinidion resinicola is the source of this 1576-nucleotide messenger RNA. RefSeq names its product beta ketoadipyl CoA thiolase, TH2. Gene Ontology annotation, biological process: phenylacetate catabolic process; fatty acid beta-oxidation. The transcript has 3 exons. Gene Ontology annotation, molecular function: acetyl-CoA C-acyltransferase activity. Bases 90 to 1271 code for a protein of 393 amino acids. Lineage: Eukaryota; Fungi; Ascomycota; Dothideomycetes; Mytilinidiales; Mytilinidiaceae. Gene Ontology annotation, cellular component: peroxisome. The record is from RefSeq and is a predicted model, not a curated record.